Molecule: messenger RNA, 1836 nt
Organism: Durusdinium trenchii
Lineage: Eukaryota; Dinophyceae; Suessiales; Symbiodiniaceae
Source: the annotation of a GenBank genome assembly
UAUAUAUAUACUGUGUGUGUGUGUUGUGCACUAUAGACUCCAGUCUUCUAACUGUUGCCUUCUGAGCAGUCAUUUCCUUUUCAUAGAGUCUGUCUCGAAGCUUGGCAGUGUCCACAAACUCAUACAAUAUAACACACGUUGUAUGUUUGCACUCGUGCGCAGCAGCCAAUCACGUUAUGGAAUGCUCCAUGUUUCCCGUGCCUUGACCAAUUUCGUUGUUCCGCAGACCUUCUCGGCCAAAGACAAUUUGCCAACGGUCCAGCUACUGGCGCAGCGCACUCCCGCGUUUGUAUAUGUGCCCCGGUGGGGAAGAGCAUGUCGCUGGCAGAAUCACCGUGCGCAAAGAGAGCCAGAGUGCAGCAGUUGCAGCUGCUGUUGCAAGAAAACAGGCGUGAGCUGGCGCAGUGCCGGCAGCGUGUGGCGAGGUGGGCGGCCAAACGUGGUAAUUUAGGCUUGACUUCAGCAGGACAAAAGGCAGUACUUGCUUGCUAUUGCUUGUCAAACUACAACAGCGCCAUUGCCACCAAGCUUGCGCAGCAACUCAGCGACUUGGAGAGAUCUUCCCCCCAGUUUCCGUCAGAACCAUUGGUCCAAUCUCUGUUUCGAGAGACAAACCUUGGAGAGCUCAUGCGGCUGCACAGCGACGAUGAUGAUUGGACAAAAGCCAGAAAUGUGGCCGUUCGCUUUGUGGCAGAGGUGAAGACGGUGGACUAUGUCCACUCGCAAAACAGUCUCCAUGGUGUCGCGCCAACUUCGGCUGAGGUUUUUGCGCAUUUUGCGCAGACACGCUCGGGCGGUUUACCGGAGGUACUCCCAAGCCGCGACUAUAUCAAGAAGUGGGCUGCUGGUUGGCGAAAACGCUUUGGCAUCCGAAGGGCGGCCUUGCCCAUGGCCAUUCCAGCAGAUGCACCGAGCUUGCGGGCAAAGGUGAAAUGCUUCUGGAAGAUGCUGGCGUUUCAGCGUGGUCCAGAGGCUUGUGAUGGUCGUGAGAUUUUGUAUCUCAAUGUGGAUGAAACAAGUGUGCCCUACACUGCACGACCUGCUAUUGGUUGUGUGAUCAACCGCAAGCAGUACAAGGGCUCCGGCCUCCCAGCCGUGCCCCACGCCAAAAUCCAGCCUGCCGGCAGGCGAGGUACUUUUACGUACUGCGCUGUUAUUGCUUCAAAUACAGGAAUUCAACCAGCACUACCCCACUUUCUUGUGAGCACUGGCACCAGGCUGAGCAGCAAGGUAGUGAAGGCCUUCAAGUGCUUGCCGAAGACCCAAUUGCAAGUGCUUCGCCGGAAGAGUGCGUGGGUUACCAGUGAUUUGAUGAUCGCAAUCUUGCAAGAAGUGGCAAAAGCAUUAGAACCGUUUUUGCAUCAAUUUAGGCCGGUAUUGCUCUUGGACGGGGCGCCAGCUCACGUUUCAGAGGCAGUCAUGCGUGCUGCAAGAAAGUUGAACAUUUCGCUGGUAUAUAUUCCAUGUGGAGCAACUAGCCUGUGCCAGCCUUUGGACGUCUAUGCGUUCUCCAGCUUCAAGCAAUACCUCCGCCAGAAAUACCACGAGCACAGGCAGACAGCCACUGAUGGCUUGCCAUCGACUUUAGCGUGGCUGUGGCAAUUAGGCCAGGCGCCAAGGCAAUUUUUUUGUUCCAAGUCUUGGGCCAAAUGUUUCCGCGGAGUUGGGGCCAGUGGCAAAGCCAGCGACCUCCACUCUGUACUUGCCUCUUUCAUGGAGCACCCUACAUGUCUCCCUGCUUCAUCCAAGCCAACGUCAGAGGACGUUCGGCUGAUAUGGCCGCAGAACCGUCGCAUGAAAUACGCAUAUGCGUGUUUGUAUGAUGGUGAAGACUGA